ACGUAUCGAAAGUCAACAAGCAGCGCGCUGUUUGUUAUUGUUGUUGCCGCUGUAAAUUACAGCAAUUGCCAAAAGAUUUCAUAAUUAACCCAAGCAGAAAAAGCGGCUGGCAACAUGGUCUUUAAAUGCCAGGAGGACAGCUUCCUUAAGGAGUUCCAGACGACGAUCGUCUCCUGUGAUUAUGCCACCCUAGACUUGGGCGGUGAGGACAACAACAGCUCGGAGAAACGUAAGUUGAGGGGCUUUAAUGUGGUCUGCGAGGACACCAUUCUGUUCCCCGAGGGCGGCGGUCAGCCCUGCGACUAUGGGACGAUCAAUGGUCAGCAGGUGCGCAGCGUUGUGCGCAAGGGAAGCACAGCCGUCCACUUUGUGGAGUCGAGCAGCAGCUUCGAGGAGGGCGCCGAGGUGCGACAGCGCUUGGAUUGGUCGCGUCGUCUGGAUCACAUGCAGCAACAUUCCGGUCAGCAUCUGAUAACCGCUUUAUUCGAUCGUGAAUUCAAAUACGACACAACCUCAUGGUCCCUGGGCUCUAGUGUCUCCUACAUCCAAUUGAGCACACCGCAUCUCAUCAGCCGGGAGUCACUGGACCUCAUUGAGCGACAGGCAAAUGAUCUAAUACGCGAGGGUCGUCCAGUUAGCGUUGUCUUGGUGGAUCCAGAGGCUGCCCUGGAAUUCCAGGAUGCACGUGCUCCCCGUGGUCUGCCCAAGGAUCACGAGGGACUGGCGCGUGUGGUGCGCAUUGAGGGCAUCGAGUCGAACAUGUGCUGUGGCACUCACGUCAACGAUCUGUCCCAGCUGCAGUGCAUCAAGCUGCUCUACGCCGAAAAGGUCAAGACAAACAUUCUCGUCUACUUUGUGGUGGGCGAACGUGCAAUGCGAAAGCUCGGCGAGCUCUUUCAACGGGAGCAACAGCUUACGGUGGCCCUCAAAGGCGGCGCUCAGCAGCAUCUGGACUUGGUGCAGAAGCUGCAGCAGAAUGUGAAAUCCACUCGCAAAUCGUUUCAACAGCUGCUCAAAGAUUUCGCCACGGCUGAGGCGGAGCGUCUCGAGAAUCUAACCAAAUCCAUGCGUCCCAAAUACUUUGUAUUGCAUCGACGCGACGGCAUCGAGGUGGACUUCAUCAACACAUUUCUGCGCAAUGCGCCGGAGGAGAUAUUCUAUUUUCUAACCGUAUCCGAGGGCAUCUCAGCUGGCAGCAGCGCCAAGGGACAUAUGGUGCUGCGGGGAGAACCGGCGUUGGUUCAAGAGAUGGGCCCAAAGUUUCUCGAGCUGCUCGAAGGCAAGGGCAAUGGCAAGGAGAACAAUUUCCAGGGCAAGAUUAACAAUCUAGCGAAUCUACAGGAAUGCACAGCACUACUGGAAUCCCACUUCAAGCCAAAGAAAUCGACUGUGGAGCCGACAGCAGCGAGUGCAUCGUAAACCAAGAAAACUUGUAUUACAAACAAUAAUUUGUACUAUUUAUUAUUCCUUUUUGAUGUACAAUUUGCGAUAUUAAACAGAGGUAACAAACAAUUCGUCGAUUGAUGAAGCCAUUAUCACAGA
This is a messenger RNA of Drosophila innubila, 1542 nucleotides long. Its product is annotated as alanyl-tRNA editing protein Aarsd1-B. The transcript has 3 exons. Gene Ontology annotation, biological process: alanyl-tRNA aminoacylation; regulation of translational fidelity. The record is from RefSeq and is a predicted model, not a curated record. The coding region runs from base 115 to 1419 and encodes 434 amino acids. Gene Ontology annotation, molecular function: alanine-tRNA ligase activity; ATP binding; Ser-tRNA(Ala) deacylase activity. Lineage: Eukaryota; Metazoa; Arthropoda; Insecta; Diptera; Drosophilidae.